Helobdella robusta is the source of this 1998-nucleotide messenger RNA. RefSeq lists its product as hypothetical. Gene Ontology annotation, biological process: lipid oxidation. Gene Ontology annotation, molecular function: metal ion binding; oxidoreductase activity, acting on single donors with incorporation of molecular oxygen, incorporation of two atoms of oxygen; protein binding. Lineage: Eukaryota; Metazoa; Annelida; Clitellata; Rhynchobdellida; Glossiphoniidae. Bases 1 to 1998 code for a protein of 665 amino acids. The record is from RefSeq and is a predicted model, not a curated record. The transcript has 15 exons.
AUGGGCAACUGCUGUGAACCACCAAACAAGAUAGAUCAUUUCUUGUACGUUAAAACAGGGGACAUCAAAGGCAAUUUGUCUAAUGUGAAACUACGUGCAAAGCUGCAAGAUAUAAAUGGCAAAAUAAGCAAUGAGUUGAAACUGGAUCUUCAUUUUGGAAUAGAUUUUGAAAGAGGGCGAAUGAACGUGUUUGAAGCUGUAUCUUUGAACGGUUUUUCAGAUAUGGUAAGAGUUGAACUAUGGAGAGAAGACAGUGAAGAAAAUCAAGGAGAUGAUUUGACGGAUGGAGUAGACUGGUUUUGCGAAUCUCUACUUGUUAAUAACAGACAGACCGAAAAAUGCUUUUAUUUUCCUGUGUUAAGGUGGGUUUUGCUAAACCAGCACUACAAAAUAGAGAUAAAUGACUCAUUGUUGCCUCAAACUGAUCCAAACGCAGAACAGAGAAAGGAAGAAUUAAAUCAUCUUCAAGAGCUUUACCAAUAUGGCCAAUCUGCUCCUGAUUUACCAGUUCAAUGGGACAUAAUAAAUUCACAAUUCCAAGUGCUUGCCAAAGCAGGCCUUUCAAAACUGCCGGCCACACCCUGGGACUCUUUAGAGGAAUUGCUUGGAGUAUAUGUUCCUGAACUACCAGAGCCUGUGGGAGUAGAUAGAUGGAGCAAUGACCUGUGUUUUGGAGCCCAGCGAUUAAUAGGAUGUAAUCCAACGAUGAUAAAACUGUGCACUGAUUUGCCAGAAAACAUGAGUGUCACAGCAGAAAUGUUAAGACCGUUUUUAGAAGGAUGGACUAUGAAACAAAUUAUUGAAGCAAAAAGAUUGUAUGUGGUUGAUUUGAAAAUAUUAAAAAAUAUCAAAACUGUGCCAGGACACAAGGUAUGUGCUCCUAUAGGCUUAUUUUUUGUAACUGGAGAUAAACAGUUUGUACCAAUCGCUAUACAAUUAUUUCAAAACAUAGCGCCAAACAAUCCAGUCUUUUUGCCUAAUGACCCACCCUUCACAUGGUUAUUAGCUAAAAUGUGGUUCAACAAUGCCGAUUCUGCUGUCCAUCAAGCCCUGACGCAUUUCUGUUUUACUCAUUUGAUAAUGGAGUCUGUGUGUGUGGCUAUGCAUAGAACAAUAUCUCCAAGCCACCCAAUCUAUAAACUUUUAGCUCCACAUUUUCUUUUCCUGCCUUCCAUCAAUGCGAGAGGAUUAGAUCAACUGAUCAGUGAGAAUGGUUGGAUAGACAGAACGACAUCAUUAGGAAGAGAAGGCAUGUUUGAACUGAUGAAAAGAGGGAUGGAUGAUUGGAGGAUGGAUGUACAUGGCACGUUCCCAAAAGAAUUGGAAAGCAGAGGACUACUCGAUUUGAAAGUACUGAAUGAUUAUGGAUACAGAGAUGAUGGAAUGCUGGUUUAUAAGGCCCUGGAAAGAUAUGUCAACAAAAUUGUUUUCAAAUGUUAUGAAAGCCUUGAAAAAUUAAACAAUGACAUUGAAAUCCAAAAUUUUGCCAGAGAAUUAUCAAUAUCAAAAGAUGAUGGAGGGGCUGGUAUAAAAAAAAACGGCACGGAAAUUUGUAAAACAUUUACAAGGGCAGAGGAUGUGUCCAUGCUGUGCAUCAACGUUAUUUUCACUUGCACAGUUCAACACGCUGCUUCUAAUUUCCCCCAAUACAACGAAUACGCAUUUCCGCCUAAUUAUCCAUCUAUUCUUAAUGGUGUUCCGCCAACAGAUAAAUCUCCGCGUACCGAAGAAGACAUACUUGCAGUGAUCCCAGAUAAAGCCACUACUCUAGAGAUUAUGUCCAUUACAAAAUUAUUUAGUACGCGUCCACCGAAAAGUUUAACACAAUGGGACUUUCAAAACCAGUUUGAUUACACAGCAAUAACGGCAGAAGCUGAACUACGCAAAGAACUUGAAUCGAUCAGCCAAACGAUUAAGCAAAGAAAUGAAACAAGGGACGAUAUUGUUAAAUAUUUUUACCUUGAUCCAAAAAAUAUUCCUAACUUCAUAUCCGUCUAG